UGAGCUUUCAGUCGUGUUAAAGCUAUAGUCGUAGUAUGUCGUCAAUCACUAUAUUGGACGGUGGAUUUUCCACACAACUUUCGACACAUGUGGGUGAUAAAAUUGAUGGCCAUCCAUUGUGGACAGCUCGAUUUCUUGCUAGUGAUCCAAAAGCAAUUUUCCAAACACAUCUAGACUUCCUUCGUGCUGGAGCAGAUAUUAUUGAAACAAAUACCUAUCAAGCAUCAAUCGAUGGAUUUGUUCAAUACCUUGGACUUGACAAGUUUGAAAGUCUUGAACUAAUCUCUAAAGCUGUGGAUUUAGCGAAAGAAGCAACAAAAGUUUACCUUGCAGAAAUAAAAGAUAAGACGGGAAUUCCAAAUAAAAAUCCUCUCAUUGCUGGUUCUUGUGGUCCUUAUGGAGCUUCACUUCAUGAUGGUUCAGAAUACACGGGUGAAUACGCUUCAAGUAUCUCUAAAGAAUUUUUAAAAGCCUGGCACAGACCAAGAAUUGAAGUUCUUAUCAAUGCUGGAGUAGAUAUACUGGCAUUAGAGACUAUUCCAUGUGAGAUAGAAGCUGAAGCUCUUGUCGAACUCAUUAAAGAAUAUCCAAAUAUAAAAGCUUGGCUUUCAUUUUCUUGUAAAACUGAUGGGAUGAGCAUUGUUGACGGCAGUAACUUCCAAAGUGUUGCGCUCAAGUGUUACAAAAAUUCUACACCUGGACAAUUAAUUGCUGUCGGUGUGAAUUGUCUAGCCCCUACUGCUGUGACUUCAUUGAUACAAAAUUUUAAUAAAAUGGGAGAAAUUUCAGUGCCUCUCAUAGUGUAUCCUAACAGCGGAGAAGUUUAUACGGUCGCUGAAGGAUGGAAACAAAGAGGAUCUGAACCACCAUUGGAGAACUUCAUUGAUGAAUGGCUAAAUUAUGGAGUCAAAUUCAUUGGAGGUUGCUGUAGAACUUAUGCUCAUGAUGUUCGAAAAAUUCUCUUUGAAGUGAGGAAUUGGGAAAAAAAGAAAUCGGACGGAAUUCCUUGUUGUUGUGGUGAAUGAGCGUUCACAAUCUUCUUCUUAUUUUAUUUGCAGUAUUUAUAAUUUAUGCGAUUAAUCAAUCAAAUACUGUAACUAUUUUUACAUUUAUUUGUUAAAUUAUAAAAAACAUACAGUUAUUUUCGAUAGACAAGAAUAGUAUA
Chelonus insularis is the source of this 1165-nucleotide messenger RNA. Its product is annotated as homocysteine S-methyltransferase-like. Gene Ontology annotation, molecular function: S-adenosylmethionine-homocysteine S-methyltransferase activity; zinc ion binding. Gene Ontology annotation, biological process: S-methylmethionine cycle. The transcript has a single exon. Lineage: Eukaryota; Metazoa; Arthropoda; Insecta; Hymenoptera; Braconidae. Bases 36 to 1025 code for a protein of 329 amino acids. The record is from RefSeq and is a predicted model, not a curated record.